Molecule: messenger RNA, 2758 nt
Organism: Mytilus trossulus (common blue mussel)
Lineage: Eukaryota; Metazoa; Mollusca; Bivalvia; Mytilida; Mytilidae
Product: macrophage mannose receptor 1-like
Exons: 8
Coding region: 238-1002 (254 amino acids)
Molecular function (GO): signaling receptor activity
Source: RefSeq, a predicted model, not a curated record
UUACAGGAUGUCAAUAUGAAAUGUCGAUUAAUACAUUUUGUAUAUGAAUAUUGAUCAUGAAGGAGACAUGUUCGAACAGAUGACGCACAUGCAACACAACGAAGAUUUAAAAUAUUAGAAAAACAACAUCUGUCAAAAAUCAGUAUUGAACAUCAAGUCCUUUUAGAUUCGAAGAGACGACGUCGUUCAAAAACGCCAUCAUUAUAGCCAGAGGUUUGCUUUCAUACAUUGGGGACCAUGCUGAACUUUUGUUAUAUUCUUGUUGUUGCCUGCAGCCUAUACCAUGUAUCGAGUGCUGGAAAACUCACUCGGCAAUGUAAGGAAUCGAAAGGAAAAUGCGGAGUAACCACAGAUGUAAGUUGUAAUAGGAUGUUUGGUCCUGGAUGGGUAGAACACGGCAAAUGCUGUAAUUCAAGACCGUGUUGUGUCGAAUCUAAAUGUGAAGACAUUCCAAAUAUUCCAAACGGGAAAGUGACAAAAACUGGUACAUCUAUUGGUUCUACCGCAACUUUUUCAUGUUUCAUUGGGUAUAAGUUACGUGGGAACCAGCCAAUCACGUGCACUGAAGAUGGAUGGAGUGACUAUCCUCCAAUUUGUUAUGCUUAUCCAGAUAGUAUUGUUCACUUUAAAGGAUCAACGUACAAAUUUCACUACAGAAAUUUAGAAUGGCUUCAAGCAGAGAUUCAUUGUAAAGGGCAAGGUGGCAAUCUGACAAGUAUUGAAACUGAGGACGAAAACAAUUAUCUAAAAUAUGUAGCUAAUUUGAUACCAGGUUUUUGGUGGAUAGGCCUAUCGGAUAUAAAGACUGAAGGAUCAUUUCAGUGGACUUUGAGUCAACAACUAAAAUUUACUGAUUGGUAUCAAGGUCCACCCAUACAACCAGAUGAUGAAGAUGAUUCUGGUGGUUCUAAUGCGGACUGUGUUCUAUUGAAUCCAUAUAAAUCAUAUCAAUGGUCUGAUGAAAUAUGCCGCAUAGGUGCAUUAGCAAUUUGUGAAUUUUGAUACCAGUAGAAGUCAUUGAUACGGAACAAUACAAUCAGCAUUUUAGAGCAUUUACUUGGUCAUUGUGCUAAGAGUUAAUUAAACAAUUCGCAAAGACUAUGUCGUAUAACUUUAUAUAUAUUGCCUACCAAUUGUAGCUACAGUCCUAUACCUUCUGACAACAAUUCGUCUUCGGAACAUUGACAAUGAUUUAUAGUUUGAGUUAUUUUUUUCAUUGUUCUUAUAUUAUAUCUUGAUUAAAUUAAAACGCCAUGGAAAUGUAACAAUAAUAAAAUAAUUAUAUUGUUACAAUGGAGACUAAUUGCGAGAAUUAUUUGUUAAGAUAGGAACUGAUUAAUUACGAGUUUAACAAUAAUAUGAGUCAGGCAUUACCUGUGAAUGGGGACACAGUCUAUUUGAAUAUUUUUUUUGUAACUUACAUAUUUGUUUAAAAAAAAAAAGACACGGAAAUACCGUAACAUUUCCGAUUUUGGUUCUGUUGUUUGGGAUUUUAUUUGUGACGUUAUUUAAGUUAUGACGUCAUGUUCAAUGUAAAUAAAGAAACGCAUAUCCACCAGGUAACGUUAAUUCAAAUCAAAGACAAAGAAUUAUUAAAAAUGAAAUAUUGGUAUCGUGAUCCUUGAGUUCAUAUAUUUUACUAACCUGCUCAAAUUGUCACGAAACAACAAGACCGGAAAAGAAAGUUUAUUUUUGCGCUCUGCGCAAACUGGAAAUAAAAAAUUGCGACAUAAAAAUAUUUGAACGAUUUUGAGUUCAUUAGUACAAUGAACAAUUCGGGAAUUUGUUAUACUGUUUUUGAGGACUUCGUCCCCAUAAUAAAUGAGUCUACGGCUACCUUGCGUUAUUGUUACAUUAAUGCAAAAUAAAACUUGAAAACUUGUAUUUGAAUUUUGCGAUAUUGAAUACAAGUUUUAUGUUUUUAUUAACAAUGUCAGUUUUAACAAAUCCCGUAUGUUGUUAAUGAAAGCAUGAUUUGGUCAGACGCAUUUUAGUAAAACCACUCUAAGCAUCCAUCACUAGCAAGUGAUGCAAUAAUUUUUAUACGUAUGUAUUGCAUACUGUACAAUUCAAUAUUGCACUAUCCUUUCUAGAAGUUAAAGAAACUUUCAAUGUAUGUCAUGAUUCAUAUGAACAAAUCUUAUUUUAAUCUUGCGAUGUUUAUAUUAUAUUGUGAAGACAAUUCAUGUUUGUUCAUAUUUGCAGAAAUGUUAAAACUAGUGGAGUCCGACAAUUAUGUGAUCGUUAUGUCGGUCUUAUCGACAAUAACAUUAAGUAUCGCACGUAUAAGAUUUAAGUUUGAUAAAUCUAGGGUUCAUUGAAGUGCAUAAUUUAUAUGUAAUAUUACCGUAGACUCAAAUAUUAUUUGUCAGUCGUCAUUUAUAGCAUCUUUGUCAACCCUGUAUACCGACAAUAAGUCUCAAAUGAAUCAAUACUUGUAUUAGUAUUGUUAUAUUUCCAUGUCACCAUAGCCAGUGCCAUUAAAAAAGAAAGGGAGAUGGAGUUAACGUACAUACAUGUAUGACAAUAGUAAUACAUGGUAAAACCCAAAUAUUAAACGUUUUGAUUGAUGUCCUUCAUCUUCAAGUCACCAUGAAGAAUUCAACAAUGAUAAAUAUUUCUCAUAACUUGUAGUAAGUUCAAAUUGAUCCUCUGCAUGGAUUGAGCAGUAUUCAUGGUUAAAUAUUAUACAAUGAAAUUAAGAAUGGAGAUGGGGAGUGUGUCAACGAAACAACAACCCGGCCAUAGAAAAAACAAC